CGCCUUCUUUACCGCCACGACGUGCAAAUGCAGAGCACGCUUUUCCCCUGCGGAUGACGGCUACGAGUGCUGAUGAAUAUCCCUUAUACGAGCAAUCAGAGGUCGACCUUGCAAGUGAUAGUCACGAAGAUGACGCGGUCUCAAACAAAGGCAGAGUGAGACGCCGCGGUCAGACCACAGGAAGCAGAAGGAGGAGUGCUACAAGGGAUACAUCUCAAUCGCCUCCUCCAUACAGACCGAAUCGGUGGACGGGAUCGGACGAGAGAUGGCGACACCUAACCCUGCCCGAGCGGAAACUGAUCGAACAGCUAGACGAGUUGGAGAAUAGAGAUUGGUCUUUGGGUCUAUACAAAGCACACCUCAUCAAAGAGAGGAGGAAAAUACGCUUAGAAAAUGAUCAGGAGUUUAGGACAAAAAAUAGGCAGGCCGAUUGGACAGCAUGGCCUUUGGAUCCUGAAGAAGUGGCCCGGCUGGAUAGUCACAUAGAAUACACCCUUCGCAAACGAAGAGAUUCAAGUUCAUCAUCACAUCAACCUCAGACCGACCUAAAAAGAACUGCGUAUAUCGAUCUGAAUGGACGACGACGCAACGCUGCCCCAGAUCCUAAUUACUCUGAAAGUCUCUCGGACGAGGAUAGUAUUUCUGAUCCUCCCAGUAUCGCCGAUAGUACAGAAAUCAUUGCGUCAUAUAAACCCCAUGUUUUCAAAGCGGAGACCGAUUUUCGCGAGAGCGCAUCUCUAGAAGAAGCUGUGAUUGCACAAAUGAUGAAAGCUGCCAAGGAAAGGUUCUGGAAAAGACAGUCAGCACCAGAUUUUCAAUCAGCGGGUUAUACUGUGUCGGCUGAUGAUGAGAUGGUGGCUAUGCAGCUACAACCUAUUGCGCGCAAUAUUCUCGCCCAGUUUGAUGAUCUAUUGUUUGGCAUGCAUCAGCGCGCUGACAAGGGACACCCUAGUCGCCGAAAGGGGAGUGUGUUUAGCUCUCCCAGGCGGUCAGUAACUGGAGAUGAUACAAACAACGAUUCGGAUGGUGAGUCUGGAGAUCAAUACCGCGGCAGAAGUGGGAGGCGAAGCGUGUCUAUCUCAGCGCGUGGAAAAGGAAGAAGCAAAUCUAAAGCUGCCAGCUCGCAGUGGGGGCCAUCAUCGGUCUCACAUUCACGAGUUGGUGACCGAUAUGCAACAGUUUCUCCGUCAAGGAAACGAGUUGCAAAUAGAACUUGGGAAUCAGUCAUGCUCGUCGCAUCCUUAUUAGAUUGGCCGGAGGAGGUGCUCGACAGAGCUAACGAAAGGGUUCAAGAGCUCUUCGGUAAAACCGCCCCUCUUGCUCCAAGGAGGAGAGACCUGAAAGUGCAAUAUCUGGGCAGGGGGCUGGUACUCCCAGUACCGGCAAAUCCGCGUCACAUAGAGCCUUUAAUCCAUAGGUCAGAUCUAGACAAGCACAAGCCGUUGAUACACAGUGGGGAAAAUGCGAUGACGUCGGUUGACCAGUCGCGGUCGUUGUCAAGAUCACGAUCUGCGAUUGGUGUUGACAUACCUGCGACUGAAGACCAGGAUGAGUCUGCUGAUUUGAAGAGAGGACCGAAAGAAGAUGUGGACAAGCACCCAGUCUGCCCAGUUGCAAAAUGUUCACGACAUACAGUACCCUUUUCACGGCCGUGGAAUCUUAAAGAACACAUGAAACGCAAACAUCCUAAAGUCAACCUCUCUCUGCCACAACCGCGACAAGGGGAAAUUAAAGCACCAAAAUGGAAAUCUGAGGAAACAGUAUUAUCUAGUGAUGACCAAGCAGAAUACGAGGUGGCAGAAGAGGAGGAAGUUAAACCAAAAUUUUUCUGCCCAGUCGAAACUUGUAGUAGACAUCGGAAAGGGUUUACGAGAAAAUGGAAUCGCCAGAAACAUAUUAAGAAGCUUCACCCUGAGUUUUGGAGCAAGCAAGUUGAUUCCGAAUGAAAGACUACAUGUACCAUGAAGACCAAAACAUGAAUCCAUAUAUUACCAACGUGUUUGUGCUGUGAUGAGAUGACAUGCUCAAUAUAGCUUCGGAGCUGUCGUUUUCUAUCAGUCACAGCAAUGUAACUAAUUGCUUACAAAUUGUUUGACACAACUUUGAAUACAUCACGUCACGAAGACACUGAUUAUGGCAGUGAGAAUCAAAUCAAG
Messenger RNA from Talaromyces proteolyticus, 2156 nucleotides. RefSeq lists its product as uncharacterized. The record is from RefSeq and is a predicted model, not a curated record. The transcript has a single exon. Lineage: Eukaryota; Fungi; Ascomycota; Eurotiomycetes; Eurotiales; Trichocomaceae. The coding region runs from base 54 to 1946 and encodes 630 amino acids.